Poeciliopsis prolifica (blackstripe livebearer) is the source of this 1988-nucleotide messenger RNA. Its product is annotated as piggyBac transposable element-derived protein 3-like. The transcript is spliced from 3 exons. Bases 67 to 1764 code for a protein of 565 amino acids. The record is from RefSeq and is a predicted model, not a curated record. Lineage: Eukaryota; Metazoa; Chordata; Actinopteri; Cyprinodontiformes; Poeciliidae.
UGGGGGGCUUGCCCGCACCACCUACUGGUCUCAUAAUGAAAUUACACUCAUUUGAAAAAAAACGGCAUGGCGGGAAUGACAGCGAACGUCUUCUACGGCAGCUCCCGACACAAACAUGGACAAGGGGGAAUGUCCUUUUCGAGAGCUGAACGAUUGCUAACUGCAAUCACAAAUGACUCUGAGAUUGAAGAUUUGUCAGAUGGUGAAGAGGAUGACCCUGCUGUGGGUGAAAUCACUCCAUGUGAAGCAACUGUGGAGCAACCUGAUGAUUCUGAUUCAGAUUAUCAACCUGAUGCUGCUGACAUAAGUGAAGAUACUGACAGCGAUGCGAGUGAACCACCACAUAAACAACAGCAUCUUUUUUCUGAUGAACCUCACCAGGAUGUGCAAGGUCGCAGGGCAGGACCAAGAAAUAGAAAUAGAGAGUACUGGAAGUGUGCUCCAUUCAACCCUGUUUUAGUCCCAUUUCAAGGAGCUGAUGAACAACAAGACAAGCGAGCAGAUAUGUCGCCGGUGCAGUACAUGGAACAUGACACAAUGAGACGCGACCGAUUCUUCAAGCUGAGGAGCCAUCUGAAGGUGGUAAUUGAUGACGACAUUCCCGAAGACAGGAAAACAGACAAAUUCUGGAAGGUGAGGCCUUUCAUGAAUCGCAUACUCAAAGGCUGCCAUGCUCAGGCCCGACCAGAAUCCGUCUCAAUAGAUGAACAGAUGAUACCAUUCACUGGAGCCUGUCCGUUCCGCCAGUAUGUGCCGCUGAAGCCAAAUCCAGUUGGCAUGAAGAAUUUUGUCCUGGCAACAGCAGAUGGUGUCGUUCUCGACUUUGAAGUUUACCAAGGUUCAAAGGCACUGGCUGCACAGGUGCCGGACGCAGAAGGAUUGGGUUUGGGAGCCCUGGUUCUCAAACGCCUGACAAAAACAGUACAUCCUGGUACAAAGGUGUACUGCGAUAGGUUCUUCACCACCACAUCAGCUGUGGAAUCCAUGCUGGAGAAGCAAGUGUACCUAACUGGUACAGUUAUGAAGAACAGGAUCCCAAAAGCAAUGCAGAAGCUCCCAACUGACAAGAUCAUGAAGCAGCAAGGCAGAGGUACCGCCGCAUCAGUUGUCAGGGGAGAUGGGAAACUAAAUGUUGUAAAAUGGUUUGACAACAAGCCGGUCCUGAUGCUCUCUACUGUCCAUGCUAAAGAGCCAGAGGAUACCUGCCAGCGGUGGUCCAAGAAGGACAAAUGCUACCUAACCAUCACACGACCAAAUAUUGUACAAGAGUACAAUGCAAAGAUGGGUGGGGUAGACUUGUCUGACAGAAUGAUGAGCUACUACAGGAUGAGGGUGCGAACAAAGAAGUGGACGAUUCGCAUGGUUAUGCACUUCAUGGAUCUUGCUCUGGCCAACAGCUGGCUGCAGUAUCGCAGAGAUCAUCAAGAACACAAUACCCCAAGAAAGGCCAUCAUGACGUUCCUCACGUUCCGCAUGGACGUGGCUCAGGUGUUCCUCAACAAGUGUGAUGUCACACAUGCAGAGGAAGAGAGUGCAUGCUGUCCAAAAACUGGCCAAACAUCCCUGGUCACUCCAAUCCCCCACAUCUCAGCGCGCACAACUUCUGCUGCUCAUCUGCCGGAAGUUGCUGAUCUCAAGAACCCGAUGCGUUGCAGACAACAAGGCUGCCAUGGGAAAUCCCGUGUACGCUGUCUGACAUGCAAUGUGUUCCUUUGCCUGCAAAGUCAGCGCAACUGCUUUGAAGCCUUUCAUGGAGGCCAGUAGGACUACUUGAAUACUUGAAUGUUUGUUUGAGUUUGCUAUGACACGUUCAUAAUGAUGUUUAUAAAUGUUGCACUUUUCCAUGCAAAGCCUUUCACAGAGGCAAGCAGGAAUACUUGAAUUAUUUACUGAGUUUGUUAUGACAUGUUAAUACACUUUGCACUUUUCCAUACAAAAGCAACACACUGUUUGUUGACAGUAUAAAAUAAACUUUUGUACUUUGUUAA